This is a messenger RNA of Solea solea (common sole), 1531 nucleotides long. RefSeq names its product ankyrin repeat domain 29 (gene ankrd29). Bases 402 to 1160 code for a protein of 252 amino acids. Gene Ontology annotation, cellular component: synapse; membrane; axon initial segment. Gene Ontology annotation, biological process: negative regulation of delayed rectifier potassium channel activity; neuronal action potential. Gene Ontology annotation, molecular function: transmembrane transporter binding. Lineage: Eukaryota; Metazoa; Chordata; Actinopteri; Pleuronectiformes; Soleidae. The transcript has 10 exons. The record is from RefSeq and is a predicted model, not a curated record.
GACUGCAGAGGAUGAGCUCAGCUCAGCUGCUUGUCUGUUAUUAAGGCUGGGGACGGCCGCCGCCAACACCCAGACACAGUGCGGCAAAAACAGGCGAGUGUCGCUCAGCUCAGCGUCGUCUCUAAUGAGUGAGUGCGCAGGAAGAAACAUGAGUCACGAGUGAGUGAGGUCUGCACCAUGUCUUUUAAGAAGGAAACACCCCUGGCUAAUGCUGUGUUUUGGGCAGCUCGGAAAGGGAACUUGGCUCUUCUUCAGCUGCUGCUCAACAGCGGCCGCGUGGACGCAGACUGCAGAGACAGUGUAGGAACACUGCAUGUACCUGGCUCUGCUCAGCUGCACGUUUUAACCAUAACCCACCCGUGGUAGGAAGACAGAGGUUUGGUUAUGGAACUACAGCACUGAUGGUGGCGUCAUACAGCGGCCAUUAUGAGUGUGUCAAAGAACUCAUUAUGCAAGGAGCUGACAUCAACUACCAGAGGGAGACAGGUUCCACUGCCCUGUUCUUCGCCUCCCAGCAGGGCUACCAUGAGAUUGUGAAGCUCCUCUUUGAAUUUGGUGCCUCCACUGAAUUCCAGACAAAGGAUGGUGGCACGGCUCUCACUGCCGCUGCACAGUAUGGACACUCCAAGGUGGUGGAGAUCUUGCUAAAGAAUGGAGCCAACAUUCAUGAGCAGUUGAAUGAUGGUGCCACGCCUCUGUUCCUCGCCGCUCAAGAGGGUCAUGUGACUGUGAUUCGUCAGCUGCUUGCAUCUGGUGCCAAGGUUAACCAAGUGAGGGAGGAUGGCACUGCCCCCCUGUGGAUGGCAGCUCAGAUGGGACACGGUGAGGUGGUGAGGGUGCUGCUCCUGCGUGGUGCGGAUCGGGAUGCUGACAGACAAGAUGGAUCAACAGCAUUAUUCAAAGCAGCUUUAAAGGGACACAGCAGUGUCAUUGAGGAGCUCCUCAAGUUUUCUCCUUCACUUGGCCGUCUUAAGAAUGGCUCCACUGCCCUUCAUGCUGCUGUUAUGGGAGGAAAUCUGCAGACUGUUCUGCUGCUGCUCGGUGCCAACGCCGACCCCACGCUGCCAAAUAAGCAUAAUGAACUCCCUGCAGAUCUCACAAAGAGCGAUCGCAUCCUUCAACUUUUACAUCCAAAAAUCUCUAACAGAGACAGCUGUUGACAAUCCAGACCCCGUCCUUCCUUCUCGCUUGCACCACAUCCGUGUGAGGGGGGAAAAUAAUGCAACAAGUAUAUCAAACUGACUGAAAUACAACCUGUACUGUAUAUGGUGCUUUGCUUUUGAUUGCUGCCACAUGUUGAAUAAACCCGGACUAAAUUCUGAGCAAAGUAAUGUGCAACCAAAAUGGAUCCGUCUCCCAGAUGCAUCGUCUCCUUUACGCUGGUGUUAUAUAAUAUUUGCAUUUAUUUUUGUUUACCCCCCACCCAGGUGUUGUAAUAUUUUUUGAUAUUUUUUGCACACUAUUUCUUUGCCUUUUUAAUAAAUGUAAUAAAGUGUAAAUUUGUUAAUAAACUCAACAGUGGCUGUGUGAA